Planococcus citri (citrus mealybug) is the source of this 3203-nucleotide messenger RNA. RefSeq names its product protein artemis-like. The record is from RefSeq and is a predicted model, not a curated record. The transcript is spliced from 8 exons. Lineage: Eukaryota; Metazoa; Arthropoda; Insecta; Hemiptera; Pseudococcidae. Gene Ontology annotation, molecular function: damaged DNA binding; 5'-3' DNA exonuclease activity. Bases 327 to 2750 code for a protein of 807 amino acids. Gene Ontology annotation, biological process: interstrand cross-link repair; double-strand break repair via nonhomologous end joining; telomere maintenance.
AUCCUACACGAAAAUGUGAAAAUUAAACAAUACAAACCUAGUUAUGUCAACAAAUCAACUGAUAUUACAAAAUUUUUUCGUAAAAAAAGUAAAUAAAUACUCCUGUUCGGUUUUGUUUCUACACUAAUUAAAUUUCUUGAAACUUCUAAUCGAAUUUCCUAAUGUAACGAUAAGAAAAGCAAACAUUUCAAGUGAAGAACAAAUAAUUGAAAUGUGAUCAACUGAAGGUAUGCUUCAAGCUUCGAGUGUUACGAUAAGCCUAAUAAUUCAAUUUACACAUUCAACCGAACGUACUAUUCACACAUUGUUUUUUCACUCCGAUCAAGAUGCCUUCGAAAAAGUUUAGAAUCGUUCACAGAAUCCCCAAUUCCAAUAUCUUGGUCGACUACUGGAAAUCUUUGACUCAGGAUAAAUAUUACAGAUUUAUGACUUACUUGAGGAUUGGCGCUGAUGAUUCUAUAAAAGAUAUUUGCGAGUCGACCUACACAAUCUACACUUCGUUAUUUAAUAAGUGGUAUCUUAUUACAUAUUACCAAGUAUCAGAGCAUAGAAUUGUCGAGUUACGUGAAAACGAAACUAUAACCGUUCUCGAUGACCAAUCGAAGCCGGCUUUUUCAGUUACAGCUUUCGAUGCUAACUAUUAUACCGGUAGUUUGAUGUUCUUAUUUCAAGGAUCGUUCGGUAAUGUACUUUAUACCGGAUUUUUUCGACCAUCUUCCUUUGAUUCUAUUUUUGAAGCUCCCAUAUUGAAAGCUGUGGUUGAUAAAGGGGAGCUGGAUGUUGCGUUCAUCGAUAACACGUAUGCAGCAGAACACUGCGAAUUUCCCUCCAGGAGUGAAAUCAUGGAUCAGAUCGUGACGUGUUUGAGGCAACACCCUAAGCAUAAAAUAGCUAUUUCUGGAAAACGUUUGGGAAAAGAAGAAAUUCUGUUGGAUAUUGCUAAAGCUUUAGACGAAAAGAUACACGUUUCCGAAGAGAAAUUUAUUAUCCUGUCGAGAUUAAAUCUACAAAGUCAUUUUACGACGGAUAAAAAAAAGAGCAGAAUCUACGCCUGUGAUUAUAUUAUAAAUCCUAAAGAAUGCAUGAAAAUGCAAGCCGAAGAAGGACCUUACAUCAUUAUUCUUCUAACCGCUUUCUACCACUGUAAUCGUAUGAGCAGUAACGAAGAAUUCAGCGUACCAGGACUGUACAUAUUUCCAUACAGUGGUCAUUGCAGUCAUUCGGAAUUAGUACGUUUCAUAUCGUUCCUUAAACCUCGCGAUGUUCAGCCCAUAAUCAAAUUCAUGACAGAUGAACAUUCGAUUAUACCUCAAAGCAUUUAUAAACUGUGUUACAAACCGCUCGCUUUGACCGAUUCAGCCUGUACGUGUAAAUCAAUCGAUUCUCAAAAGUUUUACACUUGCGACGCUGGAAAUUCGCAAAAUUUUUGUUCGUGUAAAUCGCAAGCUUCGGUGCCCGGUACGAGUUCAUCCAGCCCCACAGACAUGAUCACCGUUUACGAUUCGGCUCAGAAACAAGAAAUGAUCGAUAACGCCAUCAACGAAUUGAAAUCGUUCAACGAUGUCGAUGAUUUCCUCGAAUCUGUCUCCGAUCUUAGCAGCGUUAGUAAUUUCGGUCAAGAUGUUAGCGAAUCCAUUAUGUCUGUGAGUACGAUCGAGAUAGCUGGUAAUUUACACGAGUCGUUGUUCCAUAACCUGAUGUCAAAUUCUGGCGAUUCGAGUGAUGCGAUAUUUUACACGAGUACGACCACCGGUGAAAGUAGCUCGCAGCAGAGUAACGUAAUCCCGCCUACGAAUACUUCUAGUCCUGUUUUACCUGCGGAUACUCAAAAUGUCGAUCGAGUUGAACAAACUAACGAAACGUUAGUACCGGAGACUCGACUCAGUUUCUCAGUUUCCAAGUCUACCUCGCCUUUGCAGAAUGCUAAAGCGUUUUACAAAUGCUUCGAUAACGUGAUUUCCACCUCUACUACGGUUUUAACCAACGACUUGACUAAAACGUCGAAAAAAAUUUGUAAUUUAUCGUCGCAAGAUGAAGUACACUCGACUAAUACCUACGUAGAGAACGACAUAGCUGAAAAUGUGAUAAGCAGCACGAAUAAUGAUAGCUUUCCUGAUAUUACAUCGCCUCCAGUUCAAGAGCCAGUCGAAAAACAAGGAACCAGUAUUUCGGUAACGGUGGGUGAUGUCGAUAUCGAUAUUCGGUCAGAUUUAGAUUUACAAGAUAUGACGGAUAAAGAUGAACCUUCGGUGGCUCCUAUUACGAGUAACGAAGUUCACGUCGAAAAACAACCCGAGGUUAUUAAAACAUACGAAGAGAAAUCCGUGCAAACCGAGCUGACUCUUGAGAGCUUAUUGCAGCUAGAGAAGAGCUCUGUACCUCAGAAGUCGCCCAGUGAGGCUGAACCUUCCGUAGCUCAAAAUCAAGCUAUGCCUGAUGCCACCGAAGAUGUGACUCGACUCAUCGCCAAGUAUGUUUCUACGAAUAAGCGAGCUGUAUUCGAUGUGAAUCAGUAUUUCGGAAAACGCUGCAAUAAACGUGGUUCAGAAUUGUGUACGAUUCCAAGCUGUCAAGAAUGUCGAUCUCUAGAAGAGCAGGCGAAGAGAAGGAAAUUGAUUAAAAAUACACUGUAUAAUUCAGCCAUGACUAUGAACUCUCCUUGUAUCGUACCUAAUAAUAUGGAAUUUUAUAGACAUUUAAAAGGCUAUAAUAUGGCGCAUCCUAUUUAUAAAAAUCAGCUGAAUUUUUGAUGCAUUUUCGUUCGUUUGACUUUUUAUUACGUUACCUUGGUAUCUAAAGUUUCCUUUUUUAUGUUUUAUUAUAAUUUAUAAGUGUUACUAUGUAUAGUGAAUCUUGAUAGUGAUUCAUAUCCUUUGUAUUACGUUUAUUCAUAUCAUUUUUUCAAAAUUGUAGGUGUGAUUUUAUGUUAGUAUACUAAAUGUGAAGGAGCUUACAAUUCAUUUUUGGUAUUUAAUUUAUUUUUAUUAAUUGCGAAGUAAGCGUUUUUAUAUUUAAGAAAAAUUGAAAUUUCAAGUGAUUAUUUUUUAUGUAUGAAAUGCAGUAUUUUGUUACAAAGUAAGGACUUUUUUUUUCACGUCUGGUUUUCCCUUACUAUAACGUUGGAAUUUUCCUGUGAGAAUAAUUAUGUUCUAAAGUGAUUUUAUAUGUUUGUUGAAGUAAAUUAUAUUGAUUUCGAUUUUCGA